Messenger RNA from Durusdinium trenchii, 1524 nucleotides. NCBI's taxonomy places the organism in Eukaryota, Dinophyceae, Suessiales, Symbiodiniaceae. The record is from the annotation of a GenBank genome assembly.
AUGGCCACGUCGAAGUCCUCCGGAUCCGCUUCGCCCGCUUCGUCCUCUUCGUCCUCUUCAUCAAGCCAUGAGGAGGAAAAACCAUCUGUGACUUUGGGCAACAGCGACACUUCCACAGAGGCUGAGAAUGCACCAGCUAAAGCGAGGGCAUAUGCUGGUAUGUUUACUUGGCCAUGUCCGCGGCAUUUUUUCCAAGACUUGGAAGAUCGACGAGCAGCAAAGGUCCUUAAGCCUUGUGAUGUUUCCAAGGAGAAACUGUUGGAGGCCUUCACAAAAGCGCUGAAGAGCAAAGGUUACUUGCACAAUCUUGUGAAGGCUGCCGUGGCGGAUGAACCGCACAAGCAUUACCAGCCCGAUGGUGCUUCUCGGGAAAGACACAAACACCUCAUCUUUCUGUUUCGAGCUCCGUUUGUGCACGCUGGCGUUCGCAAGCUGUUGGCCGAAGAGUUUGGGUACCAUGGAUUCUUCACAUUUCAUCGCGCGGGCUGGUGCACCUAUCUGGAUUACCUGAUGAUGGAGAGCGCAAAGAAACCAGCGCAUGAUUUAGACCGUGACCUUGUGUUUUAUCCGUCAAGUUACACCAAGCAGAAAGCUGAUGGCGAGCUUGCAGGGAUGUCCUCGCAGGUGGCUGGCAGAAAGAAGCAUGAGGGGCUGCAGAAAGGUCCGUCGGAGGCCUUGCAGAAACGACGCCGGCGCAUGUCUUUUAGCGAGCUUACAGACUUUGUUGUCGAAAGGAAGAUUUCAACCGUGGCAGAGCUAUGGAAGGCCUGGCACACAUACAAUCUGGAGACUGCCGCCAAAGAGGAAAAGAUGCGUGGCAACUCUUUGGUUUGGGACCAUGUGGGGCAGCUUCGGGAUCCAGCUGCGGAAGUGCAGAAAAUCUUGGCUGCGUGGCACCGACCUGAAACCUUGGGGGCUUCAACUCUUAUCACCUCACCACGCUUUCCUUUGGAGCACUUUGAUGUACCUCCACGGGUCCUGCAGUGGAAGGAGACCCAAUCCCUCACCCAUACCUUAAUCCUGCGUGGUCUGCCUGGGACUGGGAAGACUGAAAUGGCUAUAUCCGUGCUUUUGUCCACAUGCCGCGCUGGCAUCCACUUUGUCAGCAAGCUUGAUCAGAUGCAUAAGAUCACCGUGCACCCAGGUGAGGGACUUGUUGUCGAUGAGGCUUGUUUCAGGACAGUGAGCAUUGAUGAUGCGAAAGCUUGGUGCGAUGUGACUCACGCACGCGAUGUGCACAACCGUUGCUCUGACGGACACAUUCCAGCGCAAACGCCAAGGAUCUUCACUACAAACCAUGAAGUCCCACAGUUUUGGCCCCCAGAGUAUUUUCAUUCCAGUCAUCAGGCUGCAAUUGAUCGGAGAACUGUUUGGGUUGACUGCCCAAACAAGCUGUUCAAGGACAGGGAAGCAACGUGCAAGGGUAACAACGUAACGUUACGAAGCGCCAUCCAAGGGAGGUGUAUUGCCCCCCCAAAAGUGUGUAACGCAGGUGGUCAGCGAGGUUCAUUGAAUCUCCUUUGA